Molecule: messenger RNA, 633 nt
Organism: Puccinia triticina
Lineage: Eukaryota; Fungi; Basidiomycota; Pucciniomycetes; Pucciniales; Pucciniaceae
Exons: 2
Coding region: 1-633 (210 amino acids)
Source: RefSeq, a predicted model, not a curated record
AUGUCAACAACACGAGACUCAACGCCAUGUCCAUCUCCCCGACCGAACGACUACCGUGAUAGGAAGGGAAAGGGGCGAGCCAUUCCAUCCCCCUCGUUUCCUUCUCAUGAAACUGAAAGAAGUGAGAUCAUCAAGCUGUUAGAAAGCCGCUUGAACGAAUCCCAUCAGUUGCUCGCCAAGCUCAAACGUCUCAGUCGCCAGCAACAGCCUCAAGCUCCGCGCAACACCAAAAAAUUUAAAAAUAUUUUCUUUUCGCCGGCUCUCGGAAACCAACCCAAGAUUUGGGCGUCCUCGUCAAGCUCUUCUCACAAGAGACAUUGUAAAUUGAAUAAUAGCAAGAUGCAACAUUUUCAAGAGCGGAAGAGCCAAGGGGCAAGGCCGAGAGGCAUGAGCAUCUUUGGGAGCCCGAGCCAAGCGAACCCGGCGGCAGCGGACGGACCAGAGCCCGAGACAGAGGGGACCAACAGUUGCAUUGGCGACCCAACCGACGUUUUGUCCACCUCCGCCACCAUCGACACCGUCCAGCAAUCCGACGAAGAGCAGGCUCGCAUCCUCAGGGAGUCUUUGCUUCUCCCUAGGAUUCCUGAGCUUGAUGAGGCCAUCAACUCGUGGAGGAGCCGGGUCGAAAACUAG